AUGAGCUCUCUCUCUCUCUCUCUCUCUCCUUCACGACAGGUGGGUACGGGCUGGAACAAUGUAAGGAGCGAGUACGUGGCCCCUACCUCAGGCAUCUACUUUUUCACCUUCUCUGCCGUGUCUGACAGAAACACACACUUCAGAGUCAGUCUACGUCACAACGGACAGGACGUAGUGACGGCCUUCGGUGACGUCGGCGGCUACCAGAUGGGAAGUCAGAGUGCAGUACUGCGCCUCAACUCCGGAGACCACGUCCUCCUCCAACUCCAGGAAGGUCGACUCUACGAUGUCACCUCCUCCAGGGCCUAUACCACCUUCUCUGGCUUCAAGAUAGCUUAGUUUGUCAUCUUCACCUCAAGAUCCUUUACAGUACUUGUCAUCUUAACUCUGAGCUUCAAGACCUUCGACACACCUCAUACUUAACUCCAAAGCUUCAAGACUCAUAUAAUUUUUGUUACCGUAUGAACUGUGCAGGUGUGUUGGUAGAUGUGUAAACUGUCCGAGUGUGUUGGUAGAUGUGUAAGCUGCUUAAAUGUGCACAUCGUUGAGGAACUUUUUUGAAUUGUGUGCUCAUCCUUGGAGUCGUAAAAAAUUUUUUAGUGUGCACCUUCUUGGAAAAUUUUAUAAAUUACCCAGUGUGCACAUCUUUGGAAAUUAUGUGCACACCCUUAGAGUGGUUGCGAAUUAUGCAUUGUACACAGUACUCGAAGCUGUAUUAAUUAGGCAGCUUGUAAUCUCCCGCAAGGAAAAAAAUCUAAAUGUUUUCAAUUUGGAACAUGUACAUCGCCUUCAUGAACAGUAAAUAUAGCUAUAAGUGUCUAAACACUAGUUUACGAGUCAGUUUAUGACGUCAGUUUUGUAUUAUUUAAUCUACUUUUAUACUUUGUCCAAUAUAUUGUAUGUUGUGAUUGAUGCAAUAUCUGAAGCAACAUUUGCAAUCACAGACAAAUAUAUGAGUCAUUUAAAGAAU
Homarus americanus (American lobster) is the source of this 970-nucleotide messenger RNA. RefSeq names its product cerebellin-1-like. Lineage: Eukaryota; Metazoa; Arthropoda; Malacostraca; Decapoda; Nephropidae. Bases 1 to 339 code for a protein of 112 amino acids. Gene Ontology annotation, molecular function: protein binding. The record is from RefSeq and is a predicted model, not a curated record. The transcript has 3 exons.